This is a messenger RNA of Perognathus longimembris pacificus (Pacific pocket mouse), 858 nucleotides long. RefSeq names its product glutathione-specific gamma-glutamylcyclotransferase 2-like. Gene Ontology annotation, biological process: glutathione catabolic process. Lineage: Eukaryota; Metazoa; Chordata; Mammalia; Rodentia; Heteromyidae. Bases 1 to 531 code for a protein of 176 amino acids. Gene Ontology annotation, cellular component: cytoplasm. The record is from RefSeq and is a predicted model, not a curated record. Gene Ontology annotation, molecular function: gamma-glutamylcyclotransferase activity; glutathione specific gamma-glutamylcyclotransferase activity. The transcript has a single exon.
AUGUGGGUGUUUGGUUACGGGCCCCUGAUCUGGAAGGUGGACUUCCCCUACCAGGACAAGCUGGUUGGGUAUACCACAGACUACAGCAGGCUUUUCUGGCAAGGCAGCACUGACCAUGGCAGGAUCCUGGGCAAGCCUGGAAGAGUGGUGACUUUUGUUGAAGAUCCUGGGGGUUGUGUACGGGGUGUUGCUUAUAAACUGCCAGUAGGAAAAGAAGGAGUAAAAACAUACCUUGACUUCAGAGAGAAAGGAGGCUACAGAACCAUAACAGUGAUCUUUCAUCCAAAAGAUCCCACACCAAAACCAUUCAGUGUGUUGCUAGAUAUUGGGACCUGUGAUAAUCCUAAUUAUCUUGGUCCUGCACCUCUGGAAGACAUUGCUGAACAGAUGUUUAAUGCAGCCGGCCCAAGUGGAAGAAAUACAGAAUAUCUUUUUGAACUUGCAAAUUCCAUUAGAAACCUUGUGCCAGAAGAUGCAGAUGAACAUCUUUUCUCUUUGGAAAAAUUAGUAAAGGAACGUUUAGAAGAAUAAUAGAACCUCAGUUACUUACCAAGACCUAGUCAUCGACUUUUCCAAAUUAGCAGAGCUUUUAGUCUUCAGAGAGUAACUUAAGUGCAUUAUAGCAAUGUGUUUUGGAAAUGUAUUUACUACAUGAAGAUACUACUAUUUUUAAUAGUGUGGUCAGGAUAUCAACAAAUUUAUAGUUUAACUGCAGGUGUCCAGAAACAUACAUUCAGAAGACUGAAGAAUACAGAAAGGAGAAAUUCGUCUUAAUAGCAUAAUGAUUUCCUAACUAUAUGAUAUUGAGCACUUGCUCAUUAGAAUUGAGUUCUUUAGAAAUAAUCUCAAUUCAGUUCU